Molecule: messenger RNA, 2001 nt
Organism: Mugil cephalus (flathead mullet)
Lineage: Eukaryota; Metazoa; Chordata; Actinopteri; Mugiliformes; Mugilidae
Product: acetylcholine receptor subunit alpha-like
Exons: 9
Coding region: 199-1563 (454 amino acids)
Biological process (GO): signal transduction; monoatomic ion transmembrane transport; chemical synaptic transmission
Cellular component (GO): neuron projection; synapse; postsynaptic membrane
Molecular function (GO): transmembrane signaling receptor activity; acetylcholine-gated monoatomic cation-selective channel activity
Source: RefSeq, a predicted model, not a curated record
CCAGUCGUUCACAUCCGCCGUCGAUACAAUAACAACGGGGCUGCCAGUAGUGCGGAGCUCGGAGGUUGUACAGUAAGUCAUUUGCCAGCAUUGAAAGAAUGUUUUAGGUGGGUCAAACCGUUUCAAUUCUCAAGUGGUCAACGGACAACGUGUUGAAGCUUGGAUCUUGGUUUUGGAUGCCUGACUUUAUUGGCCAGUAUGAAUCCUGUGUUUCUCGCUUUUCAUUUGGUCAUUCUAGCAGGUGUGUCCUGGGCCUCGACUGAUGAAACGCGCUUGGUUAAAACCCUUUUCACCGGCUACAACAAGGUUGUCCGUCCUGUCAACCACUUCAAGGACCCGGUGGUUGUCACUGUGGGUCUCCAGCUCAUUCAGCUCAUCAGUGUGGAUGAGGUCAACCAGAUUGUCAGCAGCAACGUGCGACUGAAGCAGCAAUGGAAAGACGUGAACUUGCACUGGAACCCGGAGGAUUACGGUGGCAUCAAAAAGAUCAGAGUCCCCUCCACCGACAUUUGGCGUCCUGAUCUGGUUCUCUACAACAACGCCGACGGUGACUUUGCCAUCGUUCACGAGACCAAAGUGCUGCUGGAGCACACCGGGCUGAUCACGUGGAACCCGCCGGCCAUCUUCAAGAGCUACUGUGAAAUCAUUGUGCUGCACUUCCCCUUUGACCUCCAGAACUGCAGUAUGAAGUUGGGCACUUGGACCUACGAUGGAAGAUUGGUCGUUGUCAAUCCUGACAGUGACCGUCCAGAUUUGAGUCAUUUUAUGGAAAGUGGAGAGUGGGUGAUGAAGGAUUUCCGUGGAUGGAAGCACUGGGUGUACUACGCCUGCUGCCCAGAAACCCCCUACCUGGACAUCACCUACCACUUCCUCAUGCUGCGGCUCCCUCUCUACUUCAUCGUCAACGUCAUCAUCCCAUGCAUGCUCUUCUCCUUCUUGACUGGACUUGUCUUCUAUCUCCCUACAGACUCCGGUGAGAAGAUGACUCUGAGUAUCUCCGUCUUGCUGUCUCUGACUGUGUUCCUGCUGGUCAUCGUGGAGCUGAUCCCUUCCACUUCCAGCGCUGUACCUCUCAUUGGGAAGUACAUGCUCUUCACCAUGGUGUUUGUCAUUGCAUCCAUCAUCAUCACUGUCAUUGUCAUCAACACCCACCACAGAUCCCCAAGCACUCAUACAAUGCCAGACUGGGUCCGUAAGGUUUUUAUUGAAACCAUUCCCAACAUCAUGUUUUUCUCCACAAUGAAACGGCCUGGGAAAGAAAAACAGACUAAAAACAUCUACGGUGGAGAUUUUGACAUCUCAGACAUCUCUGGCAACCAGACCACUUCAGUUCCCUACCAGUCCCCCAUCACCAAGAACCCUGAUGUCCGCAGUGCCAUCGAAGGAGUGAAGUACAUCGCAGAAACCAUGAAAUCCGACGAGGAAUCCAACAAUGCUGCUGAAGAGUGGAAGUUUGUGGCCAUGGUGCUGGAUCACAUCCUGCUGUGCGUCUUCAUGGCUGUGUGUCUGAUCGGCACGCUAGGUGUUUUCGCAGGUCGCCUCAUUGAGUUGAGCAUGCUUUAAAGAUUUGCUCUGUUUUACCAGCUUGACUUGUUCAGCGACCAGCUUGUUUCUCAGACUGACAUGUGUUGUUUUUGAAACUGCUGUAGAGGCCCUGCAGCAGUUUGAACCUGUGAAAAACUUCUGUGCAUUUAUCUUCUGGACGUGCUUAUUUUGUAUAUGCAUACGUGUUUUGUGCAGUAUAUCUCCGACAUGUUUUGUUGUUGUUGUUGUUGUGGGGAUGAGUGGGUACAUGUGGGCAAUUUGAAACUUUAAUCACUACAAAAGAAAUGUAACAUUUUGGAGUCUUGGAAUAAAAACAUGUUGUGCUAUGUGAAGUAGUUCAUAUAAUGAUUUCCUUUGCUGAUGUGUCUUUGGUAAAAACGACCACUUUUAGCAUGUUGUUAAAUGUUGCAAUUAUCUCAUUUUAUUUGCAAUAAUCAAAUCAUACAGAAAUCCUCA